This is a messenger RNA of Rana temporaria (common frog), 3000 nucleotides long. Its product is annotated as G-protein coupled receptor family C group 6 member A-like. The coding region runs from base 126 to 2777 and encodes 883 amino acids. The record is from RefSeq and is a predicted model, not a curated record. The transcript is spliced from 6 exons. NCBI's taxonomy places the organism in Eukaryota, Metazoa, Chordata, Amphibia, Anura, Ranidae. Gene Ontology annotation, molecular function: G protein-coupled receptor activity. Gene Ontology annotation, cellular component: membrane. Gene Ontology annotation, biological process: G protein-coupled receptor signaling pathway.
AUAUCCUGGACACUCCCUUAUGGAAAAAUUCCAGAACUUUCCUAUAAUAUAUGAGCAGACAGGCAACAUGGCUUCAUUCUUCAGAGCACAAAGAGUAGGAUCUAAUCUAAGAGCACUCUACAAACAUGUUUUGCUAUAUAUUUCCCAUAAUCACCCUUACUUCUCUCUUUGGAUUUGCAUUUUCCUGCCGUUCCAACGAACACGCUGUGGUUCGAAAACCCGGGGACAUUAUGCUUGGAGGGAUCUUUCCCAUUCAUGAUAGAGUUUAUAAUUUAUUAGAACGUCCUUAUGUAGAUGAGUUCUCUUGUACAGGGUUACAGUUGCGAAUAAUGGUUGAUGUUUUGUCAAUGAUCUAUACAAUUGAGAAGAUUAACAAUUCCACUCUUUUGCAAGGAAUCAAGCUGGGCUAUGAGAUCUAUGACUCGUGUUCUGAUCCUCUUAAAGCGGUUCAGGCAACAUUGAAGUUACUGCCAGAAAUCUUUGCAAUACACAACUCAACACAGUGUAACAGCACAGAGGUCAUACCUGCUAUUAAAGCUGUUAUGGGAGAAGUGUCUUCUGAAAACUCCAUCAGCAUAGGAAGGAUAUUAAGCAGUUACUUCAUACCUCAGAUAAGUAGAGCAUCAUCUGCUGAUAUUCUAAGUAAUGAAAUGAGAUAUCCAUCCUUUCUUCGUACCAUUCCUAGAGACUAUUACCAAACCAAAGCAAUCAUGGAUCUGAUCAAAGCAUUUGAGUGGAACUGGAUCGGAAUCAUUGCCAGUGAUGAUGAAUAUGGACGCUCCGCUCUUAACUUACUGAGCUCCCUCUUUAUAGACAAUGGAGUAUGUAUAGCUUUUGUGAAGACUGUCCCAUCCUAUGCGAGACAUCCAUCCCUCAAUAAUAACUUAAAUAAUAUUAUGAGUGAACUCAAAACUAGUACAACCAAGGUAAUAAUCAGCUUUGCAAAGGAUUCUAUCAUGGCUGAGCUAUUUAGAGUAGCCAUCCAGCAGAAUAUAUCCAGAACGUGGAUUGCAAGUGACAAUUGGAGCAAUUCCAAGUUAGUAGCUAGUAUAGAAGAUAUUGCAAAGGUGGGCACAAUAUUUGGAUUCACAUUUGCAAGUGGUUUUAUUCCAGGAAUAGAAGAUUAUCUUAAAAACCUUUUUCCCUCUAAUGACAUGGCUACAAAUGAAAUUCUUGAUGAAUACAAAAUGUGGAGAUUUGGAUGCUCAGAAGACUAUAGAGAAUAUCUAAAGUGUUUGAACUCAACGUCUGAUAAUUGCCCUGUUCCUGCUUCUGCGAUGCACAAAUCGCCAUUAGCCUGCAUUGUGGACGAUGUCUCUCGGCAAAAUGAUGAUUAUUUGAUACGGUAUAUAGAAGUAGCAUAUUCUACAGCCUUGUCUGUUACAGCCGUUGCUCAAGCACUGAAAAAUACAAUAUGCAAAGAUGGAACUUGUGACAAGGAUCUCCAAGUCUCACCACGCAAGCUCCUCAAAGAGUUAAAGAAAGCCAACUUUACCUACAAUGGUGAAUCAUUCCACUUUAAUUCAUUUGGGGAAGUGUUACGCAGCUAUACUUUGUAUAACUGGCAAUUGAUGGAUAAAUCUGUUAACUUGAUGAUUGUCGGGCAGUACGACACAGUCAAUCAAAACCUAAGCAUAAACCAAAGUCUUCUUGUCUGGAACAACGUCAACAGCUCGGUCCCUUUUUCCAACUGUACGGCAACAUGCAAGCCUGGAUAUUUCAAGAAGCAUUCAUUUAUCAGCUGCUGCUAUGAAUGUAUUGCAUGUGCAGAAAAUACCUACUCCCCCAUGCCUGACAUGACUGAAUGCUCUGUGUGUCCCUCCCGUCAUUGGUCAUCAAAUGGAAGCUCGUGGUGUAAAAAUAAGAAGGUUCAAUAUUUGGAGUGGAAUGACCCAUUUGCUGUAACUUUGCUUACUUUUGCUUCAUUUGGAAUUGCAGUCCUACUACUGAUAGGAAUCCUCUUUGUGAAAAAUGCUAGCAAUUCCUCUGUUAAGGCAGCAGGCGGUCAUUAUGCCUACCUUCUGAUAGUGUCCUUAAUAUUUAGCUCAGCAAGCAUUUGGUUUUUCAUUGGAGAGCCUAAUCCUCUAGUCUGCCUGAUUAGACAGCCCCUGUAUGGCAUUAGCUUCACCAUUGCUGUCAACUGCAUCCUAAUUAAAUCUAUCAUGAUCCUCAUAGCUUUUGAGUCAGCCAAAAAUGGCAAGCGGAUAUGUAACUUCACUCGCCAGCGCUCAAUCAUUGUCGUGGCUGUAUUAACCGGUAGUCAGGUUGUUAUUUGUUUAGUGUGGCUCAUUUUGAAAAGCCCCUCAUCUAUGACUGAUAACAGCAUACCUCAGCUCAUCAUCAAGUAUUGUGAUGAAGGAUCUUACGUGGCCUUUGGUAUCAUGUUAGGGUACAUUGGGAUGCUUGCCUUAACAUGCUUCCUUCUUGCUUAUAAGGGAAGGAAACUACCAGAGAAAUACAACGAGGCCCGAAGUAUCACCUUCAGCAUGCUUGUCUAUAUGUUUGUGUGGAUUCUUUUUAUUCCUGUCUAUAAAAACUCAAGGGGUAUGUACCUCUCAGCGGUACAAAUAGUGGCCAUUCUUUCUUCUGUCUUUGGCAUUAUAGGAUGUCACCUUUUACCAGUAUGUUACAUUGUAUUAUUCAAACAAACUGACAAUGUCAGUGAUAACAGCAGCACACUUGGAUUCUUUAGGGCUAAAGCCAGAAAUCUUUUUAUGCGCACAGAUGAUGUGUCCGAGUCAAAUCUACCAGCUAAUGAAAUCCAAAGAACUACAUGAGUACAAUUUUAAGAUCCUUUCUAUUUGAGUGGCCUUUAAUGGUAGCCAGAAUUUAAUACUGUAUUCAAUGUAUCAUUGAAUUAUUUAUUGUAUAUACUUUUCUAUAGAAGCCUUUUUGGGCUACAGUAAUUAAUAAGCAUGUUUAAUUUAUUCAUUGAUUUAAUUUGAAUGGUAUAAUUGCCUUUGCGUUCUUAAAAACUUAAAAAUAAAAGUGCUGCAAAUA